UAAAGGGUUUAAUAUAGAGUCUCUCCUGGCGCCAACUUGCAUGGAGGCCUGAAUGACUGACAUGUUUUACUUGCUUUUACUUUGGCGUAAAAUUAUGACACAGAGAAAAUUAUAUUAUUAAAUAGAAAAAAAGUAUGAAAACUAAUUAAUAGAUUUUCAGGUAAGGACUCAGGUUCUCCGAAUUCUCAGGGAAGGACUUCCGGCCAAUUAUAAAUACCAUACUUGCCCAAUUGCAAAUGCAAACCCAACUCCAACUCCAACUCUCUAUUUCUCUGUUUUUUUCUUGUGUUUCUUUUAUUAUUUCUUGUCCGUUUCUCGAUCCAGGAUGACUAUUCUCAUUGAACAGCCUCACCAAAUUGGAAUAGAAGCAGAGGAAAAGAACGCCCUUAUAGAUGAGAAAGAACUGGCGUGGGAUGGCGAUUUUUUGGUGCCACAGACUAACUCUUUUGGGCACACCUUUAGGGACUAUGAGGUUGAAGGAGAGAGGCAGCCGGGUGUGGAGAACUUCUAUAGGAUUAAUCACCUCAACCAAACAUUUGAUUUUGUGAAGAAGAUGAGGCAAGAGUACAGCAAACUAAACAGGAUGGAAAUGAGCAUAUGGGAAUGCUGUGAGCUUCUGAAUGAUGUUGUGGAUGAGAGUGAUCCAGACUUGGAUGAGCCUCAAAUUGAACACUUGCUUCAAACUGCUGAAGCCAUUAGAAGGGACUAUCCCAAUGAGGAUUGGCUUCACUUAACUGGCCUUAUCCAUGAUCUUGGAAAGGUGCUUCUUCUUCCCAGCUUUGGAGGGCUUCCUCAGUGGGCUGUUGUAGGCGACACAUACCCCGUUGGUUGUGCUUUUAAUGACUCAAUUGUUCACCACAAGUAUUUCAAAGAAAAUCCAGAUUACUACAAUCCUGCUUAUAACACCAAGUAUGGAGUUUAUUCAAAGAGAUGUGGACUAGAAAAUGUGCUGAUGUCAUGGGGUCAUGAUGACUACAUGUACUUGGUUGCCAAAGAGAAUCAUAGCACUCUACCUUCUGCUGCUCUUUUUAUCAUCAGAUACCACUCAUUUUAUGCAUUACACAGUUCAGGGGAAUACAGACACUUAAUGAAUGAAGAGGAUUUUGAAAACUUGAAGUGGCUACACGUAUUCAACAAGUAUGAUCUAUACAGCAAGAGUAAAGUUCGGGUUGAUGUGGAGAAAGUGAAACCAUAUUAUCUCUCCCUCAUCAAAAAGUACUUCCCUGCUAAGCUAAAGUGGUGAGAACUUAGAAGUGUAGCAGUUUUUGGUCCAAGAUAUAAUGCUUGCACAUCCAGUUCAUACAUCUUUGAUGAGUACCUACCUGUUUGGCUUUAGCAAUUGUGUUUAGAGUAUAUGAUCUUUGAGAGUUGGUGUUGUAGUUUGCCCAUUUGUGUUGUUUAGCUACAAGGUUCUCAUGUAAUUCUAGUAAGUUAACUAGUGAUGCUUGUAAAAUAUCGAUUGUUUAAUAAAAGCAUUAUGCUCUGUUUCUAUGGUUUUGAAAUAAUAA
Molecule: messenger RNA, 1508 nt
Organism: Cannabis sativa
Lineage: Eukaryota; Viridiplantae; Streptophyta; Magnoliopsida; Rosales; Cannabaceae
Product: inositol oxygenase 1
Exons: 11
Coding region: 326-1243 (305 amino acids)
Biological process (GO): inositol catabolic process
Cellular component (GO): cytoplasm
Molecular function (GO): inositol oxygenase activity; iron ion binding
Source: RefSeq, a predicted model, not a curated record